This is a messenger RNA of Sinocyclocheilus grahami, 1421 nucleotides long. RefSeq lists its product as uncharacterized. NCBI's taxonomy places the organism in Eukaryota, Metazoa, Chordata, Actinopteri, Cypriniformes, Cyprinidae. The transcript is spliced from 6 exons. The record is from RefSeq and is a predicted model, not a curated record. The coding region runs from base 176 to 1006 and encodes 276 amino acids.
GGUUGGCGACACAGUGCGUGACGUCACGGGACGCUCCACGUGCCGCUUGUUUACAGCGAGUCUGAGGAGCAGAGAUUGUGAAAGUGUUCCUGGAUUGAGUUUCACUGCUGCUCUUCAUAUUUAGAUCUUCAUCAGAGUCUGUGAGAAUCACCAGCACACGAUAUUAGAGAGAAGAAUGUUCCAGAUGGUUCAGUUCUUAGUUCCCUCGGGGCCCAAGAGACCCGGUAACAUCAGCCUAUCUCCCCCGAGCCGACAGAACCGGACUCAGACCGCUUCCAAUGAGUUUCUGCAGCACGUCCGGAGAGUCAGCGGCCUGAAACAGCAGGACAUGUUCUAUAACCUGCGUGUCCCAAACCAGAGUCAGAGCGACCGAGACGAGAUCCACCUGCUGCUGCUCACAGGUCACGGAGUGUUCUGCAUCGAUCUGAAGACGUGGAGCGGCUCUGUUUCGGUCGCGAGCGAGGCUCAGGUCAGAGCGGAGCAGCAGAACUUCACCAGCGUCUCCAUCGAGCAGCUGCCCGACGCUCUUCAGGCCAUUACAGAGAAAACCAGCAACCUGCACAGCCACAUGAAGCGCUGCGGGCUGAACCUCCGGCCCAAUCUCUUCAUUCCCAGAGUGCUGUUCCUGUCUGCGGACUGUGUGCGGAGCGCGGAUCUGCUGCAGACGGAGCAGCUGCUGUCCUGCGCAGACGUGGAGCCGUUCCUGCGCUCGCUGCGUGAGGGAUACAUGUCCUGGCUCUCCGACGCCUUCACGCCGUCCUGGAUCUCAGGUGCGUCUGAUAAAGACAGACGGAGCUUCGGCGGGGGUUCUGCUCUGGUUCACCUGCGGCGUCAUACAGUCACCGUCUCCAUGUAUAAGCGAGGAGCGCAGGGGUGGCUGGGUAAACCGCUGAUCGCCACGGCAACCAUCCCCUCCAGCACACGCGUGAUCUUCCGCAUCCGAGGAGAACCGACAGACACCAAGAUCCCGGCGGGCAGCGUCCGCUCCAUCACGCUGAGCAUCUGAAGCCCUGCAGCUUUAUUCUCUCCGCAGUGAUUCAUUCCAUGCGCUCGAUCAUCACUACCGACACCACUCAUGUCUUUAUCACACCAAUCAACGAGUUUCAAACGUGCUUUAUAUCUUUUUAAUAUUUGAUGAUUGCUGAGAAAUGUUUUACUUUUCUAAUCAGACAUCAGCCUGUAUUCUGAACAGAGUGUGAGUCCAGCGUUCAUGUGUUCAUACUCUUCAGGCUAGUAAAUCUUCAUGGUCAUUUUUAAAAUGUUACUAAUUUCUUUAGUGACUUUAAAACUCUGAACAUAGAAAAGAUCCCGGCUGGUUUUGUCAAACUGACGAACAUUUCUUGGCCUUUAUUCAGAUGAAGAUAUUUUGAUCUGUUAAAGCCUCUAAUAUUUUGUCAGUUAAUUUGAAAUGAUUGAUAUUU